AGCCUCGCAUCCGAAGACAAAACCAACACCCAUUCUCCUUGUGUACGGCUAGUUUUAUUUCAAUAAGCGACAAAGAUGUGUCAGUAGGUUUCGUAUAAAAUUAUUCGCACACAUUAAAACACAACAUCUGCAAGCUUAAAGUGGAAACGUAUAGGCGCAAUAUUCCCGCUGAGAAAAAUAGCCGUCGAGCGUAUGAGAAGAUCAGCUUAGCUUGACUAACGUAUGGCGCACUGAUCGGAGGCUGUGAGGUGAACGGGAAGCACCGGACUCAAGCAAAAGCAGAAGCCCGCUUAGCACGCACGGCAAGGCGGGUGUGUCGUUACCCGACUUACGGGGAUUCGGGAGGUUUCACAGGCCAACGCUGAUGUUCCAGAGAGUACCAGCCCUGGGAUGUAUGAAGGCAAACACAUCCACUACUCAGAGGUGGACCAUAAGCCUCUGUGUUCAUACAGUCCAAAGCUUUGCAAGCAACGCAGACUUAAUGGUUACGCUUUCUGUAUCCGUCAUGUGCUUGAGGACCGGAGUGCCCCCUUUAGGCAGUGUGAAUAUGUAGCCAAGUACAACAGCCAGCGGUGCACCAACCCAAUACCGAAGGCUCAUGACCGGAAGUAUUGUAACAGUCACCUUCAGGUUAUGGGUGUCCUUCCCAAGAAGGACAGAAAGAAAAAACAAGAUGCCAUAGAGUCUUUGGCCCUCAACAUCACCGUUCCAUCCCUAGCUCUGAAGGCCCACAAUGGGCUUGAGCAUUUACCCCCGUCCCCACCAUCCUCCCUGGCUUAUCUACUCCCCUCAGAUCCCUUUUCCUUUUGCAGGGAAGACAUUUUUUUAAAACCAAGGGGCACACUCCUGAAGAAACCCCAAGAAAGCCAAACUCUGAAUCAUAAGCAGAAACAGCAAGAUCACAGUGUGGACCUGGCCCCUCUUUCUUCAACCCCUGUACGUUCUUGUCUCCCAACUCCACAGACUGGAAGAACCACACAAACACCUUUACUUCCCUCCUCCCCUUGCACACCAACCCUACAAACCUCCAAACUGCAGUCAGAUUCAUUAUUCAAAACAUCAACACCUCUUCAGGCCAGCCACAAGGGCUUGGCAGAACCAACUCCAACUGACCACAAAACUAAUCUGAAACUUAAUCAUGCCUUUGACAAAAAUCUUGUGCCUGCAGCUUCAGGGAUGCUAGGUAGUCAUGAUGACAAACAUAAACAUUUAAUAAAAAUGCAUUCAUUUGCAAUGCAACAAAAAUCUCCAUGUUUGGGGCAGUUCCAUAGAUUGAUGGACCAUCACAAGAGGAGAUACAAAGACCUGAACCCACAUUUAGGACUUGACUGGUCAGAAGACAGUGAAGAGGAGGAUGAAGACUUGGGGAAACUAGUGUCAUAUCCAUGCCAGAGACUACAAGAGAAGCACUUUGACGAGAGUGCCAGCAGUUCCCGUGCUGAGCGUGUGGCUGGCUUCUGCUCAUACCUGAGACAAAAACACAGACACCUUUGCAGGGAGCAGAAGGGCUUCAGGAGGGAGAGGAGAUCUCAGCAUGCCCUUCGUAAAUCUCUGCUGCGGGCUGCAAAAGAGGAACCUCUUCAAACCGCACAGCUUAUUCAGGAACAACAUUCAGAGACCUCUAUGCCCUCCAGCACAGCAGGACCAUUGGCUGGACUUGCAGACUCAGGGUUGUGUUUGGCUGUCGUAAAAGGUGGAGAGUGCCGAAAUUCAGCCUUACCAUUCACCAGGCACUGCUUUCAACAUAUCCUUCAGAACCGUUCUCAGCAGCUGUUUUUGAGCUGUACUGCUCGCUUUGCAGAUGGAGCUCAGUGUUCCAUCCCCGUCUUUGACAUCACACAUCAGACGCCACUUUGUGAUGAGCACGCCAAGAAAAUGGACAAUUUCCUUCGAGGUGACAUCAGCCGUAGAACAUACCACCACCACCAGCAGAUUCAGCGGCACAGGCCACUGAAGAAAGCAAAGCCUCCAGCCCUCAGUAAAAAGCAUAAGAAGAAAGGCAAGAGAAGAGCACCACGGCGCCCACAGAAACCCAUUCCCCCCGCACUGCCCCAGGGCAAUCUGGGCAUACCUUCCAUCUUGUGCCUGCCCACACAGCCCUCUGGCAUAAGGAGCCCUUUAACUCCUGAUCUAAGUGCAGAUGAAUUUCCUGAUGACAUCACCAAUGACAUCAGCGAUAUUCCACAUGACCUGGUGUUGAAUCAGGAGGAUUUCUCAGAUGUUCUCCCUCGACUACCAGAUGAUCUGCAGGACUUUGAUCUUUUUGAAGGUAAAAGUAGUGAGCUGUUGCCCACCUCUGAGGAAGCAGAAGAACUGGUUCGUGUUCUGCAGGCCAUGAGCUCGUACCCCGAAUCCCUUGCAUGUCUUAGUGGAAUAGCUGAGCUUGGUCCUGUAGAAGGGGCAGAUUGUCGUAGCAUGCCGGGGGGAGUUGUGGAUCUACUCAGUGCACGGCUAUCUGCUGAAACUCUUUCCAGCCUGGAGCUGGACCCCAGUCUGCUCCCUACUUCUGAAGACACUUUUCCCCCAUCACCUCCAUCACCACAACCCCCUCUCACUCCCCCGUCCUCUGUGGGCCAUCUCACAGACUGCACAUACCCAAAGAGACAACCUCAUCUCCUAGCUAAAAUGGGUGAUGCCACAGUAGAUCUUUGUGAUCUGCCCCUUGGCAAGGAUGAGGACAGCUCUCAUGGCUCCUGGGGCGUUUUCACCCUUCCCCUCAGCGACCCCUCUCAGUUUCACUGUCUUAUUGCCACUGAUGGCUUGCAAAUGUCCACAGCCCUUUCAACACCUUUGACCCCCGUGCCCUUAACCCCCUGCCAACCCUGUUCUGGCCUGUCUGCUUUACCUCAGAGCAGCCAGACUGUCCCUGUCACUCUCUCCACACCUGCAUCCUCCCUCUCGUCACCAACAUCGGAGCUCCUCUGCCCCACCCAAAGCAAGCACCUUCUCCCCCCACUGUUCAACCACUGUGGGAUCCCAGCAGACUUACAGCCGCACCACAGUACACCUGCACCACCUAUGGACCAGGCCUAAAUUGCAGGCUGAACCAAUUUGAUACAGUAUUCAGGGAACAUGUUGCAGGUGAUUUUCUUUUUUUUCUAUUCUUUCCAAAUGUAAGGGUCACUCAGUUCCCCAACCUCUGCAUAUUUUUCCCUUACACAUAAAGGACAUUAAGCAAUACAUUUCCUUGUCUGCUUAAAAUAGUUGCUUUUUCUAAAGCAAACUGAUAACUAGAUGGAUUUUAGCCAUUAAUAUCACUUGUAUCCUUAAAUGCAUAUUUAAUAUAUUUAUAGAGUAGCAGUCUGCACAACUAGUUUUAUUGAUGAGUGAAAAUGUGUGGUAACUGGUGAAAAUGUGGUUGCUGUGAAACGAUAACUGGGUUUGUUAGUGGCAAACAAAAGGGGAAAGGUGUCACGGUUGUAUCACUAUUUUGUCCCGUGUGAUGGUUAAAAAUCUAAUUGUUUAGGCAGAUGGUGUUUAUGUGCUUUUAGUAGCCGUUAAAAUAUGGGGUCUUGCUCUUAAGUGUAAGUGCCUGCCAUAAAAGCAAUGUAACACCUUUAUAAUUAGUGUAUUGCUAAUCUAAAAAAAACAUUGCAUUGUCACUUACUAAAAACCUGUAAAUGCACAAAAUCGCACUCCCGAACAUGAAAAGUGGCAUUUACAUCAAGAGUCCAUAUUAUUGACUUCAUGUAGGUAAUUCAAGUUACCAUAAUGUUACUUGAAGGUAUAAAACUUCUGAGUGUUUGUUGUGCUCCUGUGUAAGGCCUUUAGCUGAAGUGAUAGCAUUUGUGGGAAAUACAGUACAUGGUGUAAAGCUAUAGUUAGUUAUUCUUAUCUUGGCUUGUAAAGAAAGUAGUUUGAAGCCUUUACCCUCUUGUCAUCCCAAGUCUACAUUUGCAUUUUCACCUUUAUGUUCUUUGCAGAUGCUUUCUUACCAAAGCGACUUAAAAGAAAGCCUCUUUUUAUGUCCACAUCAGAAAAAUAUCUAUUAUCUAACUGAAGCAGUAUACUGAAAUUAUGUUUGGACAAUUUAGCUUUUAAAGAGAACAAUGAACAUUUAAUAAUGAUAUAUAAUUAAGGUUUGGGUAGACUUGCUGUUGUACCAGAUAAUGCUGCUUUUACCAACAGGCAUACAGACAGAUGAUAUCCUUGCACACAGAGGGUCGUCUCAUAUAUUUUAUACUUGUAUUCACUGAAUGUAUUAAGUAAAAAAAAAAGUUUAUUAUAACCAAUUAAAAUGUUAUGGUCCUUUUAUUUGUUCAAGGUAUUUUUAUGUAUUGACAUGUUUACUUUUGUUACUAAAGUGCUUGGAUGUGGGCGUGUGUGUAGAAAAAGUGUAAGAGAUUCUAUUUGUUUUAUUUGAAAUGUGUGAAAUAAAACUGCUAUGA
This is a messenger RNA of Xyrauchen texanus (razorback sucker), 4388 nucleotides long. It is a transcript of the gene ino80db, whose product is annotated as INO80 complex subunit Db. Bases 391 to 3033 code for a protein of 880 amino acids. Lineage: Eukaryota; Metazoa; Chordata; Actinopteri; Cypriniformes; Catostomidae. The transcript is spliced from 10 exons. Gene Ontology annotation, cellular component: nucleus. The record is from RefSeq and is a predicted model, not a curated record.